CAGAUGUGAAUUGGAGGAAGGCGAGUGACUCGAGGGUCACGGCGGCCGGCACAAACCCUUGGGCAGCGGCGCCCAUGUUUUUGACGUUGUCGGUAGGGAUCCACGUGAGGGAGCUCCACCGACUGUCAUGCGCACGGGCAGGCAGGUUGAUUAUCAUCGUCGCAACACGCCUGUACAGUCUGGUGGAUCGGUCGGAUCCAAGCCAAGGCACACAAACAGACACAUAUAUGACAGUGACACAUGGACCGGCAGGAAGGUCACAAUCAGGUCAGAGGAAGGAAGAGUGUGUGGGCCGGGUGUGGUUGUGUCUUACUGGUUGGUGAGAACGAACUUGGCCUGGGAGCUCUGGGCGAUGUCGCAUAGCCUGGGGAUAUCCGUUGACAGUUUGUUGGGGUCGGGUGGGUACUGACACACACACGCACACAGAGGCAGGGGAGAAGGAGAGGAAGAUUGUGUCGGUUGGUUCCAUGGUCUGUGUGUGUCACUGUACAGGUACAUACCACGGGCACUGCCACAAUUCCCGACACGACACAGCCCAGGAACGCCGUUAUGAAGUCGAGACCUACACACAAGACGCGACACACACAAAAAAGAUUGGGGCCUGUCAACCAGCCCGCCCUCUCUCCGCUUAGUGAGCGCCUGUGGUCGCUGACUGGCUGGGCCGGGUGGGUGGCUUGUUUACUCACUUACCGGGUGUGUAGCAGAGGAUGACGCGGUCGCCGGCCUCGAGUGCCAGGUCAGCUUUGAAGUAUGCACACAUGUUGAGCACCUUGUCCUUGACUUGGCCGAAGGUCAACUCCGUCACCUUCUCGCCCGACCCGUCCAGCCACGUGACGCACAUCAGGUCCGGGAAGUCACUCGCGUGCUGGAACAUCAUGUUGGCGAAAGGAUGGUCACCGUACACGGAGCGGAGACCCUCCAGGUCGGGAAAGGGAGACGUCAGGCCGGACUCCCUGGCGUAACCUGGCCACCCAUAGCCAUGAUCACACACAAGGAGACGAGACAAUCAGUGAUCGAUCAUCGAUGCCUUUGUCUGUCUGUCUGUCUGUCUGUCUGUCUGUCCGUGCGCUGUGGUGUGCUGCGUACCACGUGGCGUGGCAAACGCCUCGUUGUUGUCCUCCAUCUCCAAGUUGGGGGUCUUGGUGUCCACGGCCGGAGCAGGAACAUUAUCAACAGCGUAGCCGAGCGGCAUGGUUUCAGCGGGAGAGUAAUGGGCAGAUGUGGUGGGCUCGUAUAUAUCGACAAGACGGGACGAGGAUGCGAUAGCUGCGAUAAAGGGGUGGCAGGUUGAAUGCCGACACAGUUAGACAAGCAGACGAGACGACAAGACACAGACACGCAGGCAGGCAGUGAGGGGCAGGGCCUUUCCUAUACAGAUGCCGCUGGGCACAGCAGAUCAGAUCUCCUCGCACGGAUAGAUCUCGGACAGAGAGCAGUCAAGCGCAAGCACACAGUUGCCAGUCAGAUUGCAGCAACCCCACCAAAG
Molecule: messenger RNA, 1486 nt
Organism: Vitrella brassicaformis
Lineage: Eukaryota; Vitrellaceae
Source: the annotation of a GenBank genome assembly